Molecule: messenger RNA, 4295 nt
Organism: Protopterus annectens (West African lungfish)
Lineage: Eukaryota; Metazoa; Chordata; Ceratodontiformes; Protopteridae
Gene: PTCHD1
Product: patched domain containing 1
Exons: 3
Coding region: 202-2943 (913 amino acids)
Biological process (GO): cognition; chemical synaptic transmission
Cellular component (GO): plasma membrane; synapse
Source: RefSeq, a predicted model, not a curated record
GAAAAAUAAAUAAAUAAAUGCAUAAAUAAAUUAAAAAAAAGUCCGUUCUCGGCGCUCACAAUUGCGCCCCCUAACACCUUGCGCCGGGGGCGGCUGCUCCUUUGCCCCACCCUAUCUACGCCUCUGAAUGACUGUAAGUGAAAUAAAUGGUAAACCUUGUAUUUGGAGCACAGAGGAUAUUCCCUGUGAUUGCGUGCCCUGAUGGUUUUGCCCAGGAUCUGGGAGAGGUUCCGAUCAGGCAACCUGCAUCUUACCCUCCUAAGUUGCCUUCGCACUAGGAUGUUGCGGCAGGUUUUGCACAGGGGGCUGAGGACGUGCUUCUCCAGACUCGGCUACUUCGUCGCCAAUCAUCCAGUCUUUUUCGCCUCCGCCCCUGUCCUCAUUUCAAUUUUACUUGGGGCCAGUUUUAGCAAGUACGGGAUUGAGGACAACGUGGAAUACUUGCUUGCUCCUCAACACAGUCUGGCAAAAAUUGAGAGGAACCUUGUAGACAGUUUUUUCCCCGUGAACCGGUCCAAGCAUCGCCUCUACUCCGACCUGCAAACUCCUGGGAGGUACGGCAGAGUCAUCAUCACCUCUUCCACUAAAGCAAAUAUGCUGGAUCAACAUCACACUGAACUGAUCUUAAAGUUGCACUCUUCCGUGGCCAAGAUCCAGGUACACAUGAUGGACUUCAGUUACACAUUUGCACACUUGUGUGUUCUGGAUAAUGAAAAGUCAUGUAUAGUGGACGAUAUUAUACACAUUUUAGAACACAUAAAGACUCAGCGCUCUUUAAAUCAAACAGGAUUUACUAUUACAUAUCCAAUAACUCACUUAAAAGAUGGCAGAGAAGUAUAUAUUGGGCACCAGCUUGGAGGUGUCACUCUACAGGGUAAGGACAGAGUCCGAUCUGCAGAAGCUGUUCAGUUAACUUACUACUUACAGGCAGUCAAUUCUCUAAAUGAUGCAUUAGCAGAAAAAUGGGAGUUGCUGUUCUGCAAAACAAUCAAACUCUUUGAGGAGUCUAACAAGGAGAUAAAGUUGUACCCUUUUACGUCUGCCACACUUAAGGAGGAUUUUCAGCAGACCAGCAUUAUAUCAGAAGAAUACUUAAUAACGGCUUUGGUUCUAGUGGUUGUAAUGGCCAUACUUUGCUGUUCCAUGUGGGAUUGUGUUCGUAGUAAACCUUGGCUUGGACUACUGGGAUUAGUGACAAUGAGUCUGGCUACUUUGACUGCAGCUGGUAUCAUAAACCUAACUGGAGGGAAGUACCAUUCGACCUUGCUAGGACUUCCCUUGAUCGUUUUAGGGCAUGGCUUAUAUGGGACAUUUGAGAUGCUGUCGUCCUGGCGGAAAACAAGAGAAGAUCAGCAUGUAAAAGAGAGAGUUGCAACUGUGUAUGCAGACUCCAUGCUUUCAUUUUCCCUAAAUACCCUCAUGUACUUGGUCACUUUUGGCAUUGGUGCCAGCCCCUUCACAAACAUUGAGGCAGCUAGAAUUUUUUGCUGCAACACCUGCAUAGCAGUGUUAUUCAACUACCUCUAUAUUCUUUCAUUUUAUGGCUCCAGCUUAGUGUUUACUGGCUACAUAGAAAGCAACUACCAGCACAGCAUAUUUUGCAAAAAGGUGCCAAAGCCUGAUGUACUGCAAGAAAAACCUGCUUGGUACAGGUUUAUUAUGACCACAAAAUUCAGUGAAGAUGCAACAAACUCAGAUGGUACCAUAGCAUACGAAAAUCAUUUGCUGAUUUGUUUCCUAAAACGAUAUUACAGUGACUGGAUAACAAACACAUAUGUUAAACCUUUUGUAGUCCUCUUUUAUCUUAUUUAUAUUUCUUUUGCCUUAAUGGGCUACCUGCAGGUCACUGAAGGAUCAGACCUCAGCAACAUUGUAGCAACAGAAACAGGAACUACAGCAUAUACAACUGCCCAGCAGAAGUACUUCAGCAACUAUAGUCCUGUCAUUGGAUUUUACAUUUAUGAAUCAAUCGAAUACUGGAAUACUAGUGUUCAAGAAGAUGUGUUGGAAUAUACAAAAGGGUUUGUAAGGAUAUCUUGGUUUGAAAGUUAUUUAAAUUAUCUUAGAAAGCUUAAUAUGUCCACUGGUUUGCCUAAGAAAAAUUUUACUGACAUACUACGCCACUCUUUCUUGAAAAAAACUCAGUUUUAUCACUUUUCAGAGGAUAUAAUAUUUUCCGAAAAAAAUAACGAGUUAGAAGUGGCAGCUUCCCGGAUGUUCCUUGUGGCCAAGACAAUGGAAACCAAGAGAAAAGAACUUUAUGAUCUCUUAGAAACUUUGCGGAAGCUGUCAUUUACAUCAAAGGUUAAAUUUAUAAUUUUUAAUCCUUCUUUUGUGUUCAUGGAUCGUUAUUCCUCCUCAGUUGGAGCACCACUGCAACAUUCGUGCAUAAGUGCAUUGUUUGUAUUGUUCUUUUCUGCAUUCCUUGUUGCAGACUCCUUGAUCAAUGUGUGGGUCACUGUGACUGUAGCUUCAGUGGAGUUUGGAGUUUUAGGUUUCAUGACACUGUGGAAGGUAGAGUUAGACUGCAUUUCGGUACUAUGCUUAAUUUAUGGAAUUAACUACACUAUUGAUAACGUUGCACCAAUGAUGUCAACAUUUGUCCUAGGGAAGGAUUUCACAAGAACUAGAUGGGUAAAAAAUACUCUAGAGCUGCAUGGAGUGGCCAUUUUGCAGAGCUACCUAUGCUUUACUGUUGGUCUAAUUCCUCUUUCAACAGUGCCUUCAAAUCUGACCCGUACACUAUUCAGGUGCUUGUUUCUUAUCGCAUUUGUUACCUUUUUUCACUGCUUUGCCAUUUUACCUGUUGUCCUCACAUUUUUGCCACCCUCUAAGAAAAAAAGAAAAGAGAAGAAGAACCCCGAUCAUUGUGAGGAGAUAGAAUGUGUUGAAAUGGUAGACAUAGACAGCACAAGAGUGGUCGACCAAAUAACAACAGUAUGAACAAAUAUAUCCCUUUAACAAAUUAAUGUGGCACAACUGAUACCAUGAAAUUGUAAUAAACUGUAAUUUAUAAAACUUGUUAUUGAGAAUGUUGCCACACACGUAUGAGCUGUGUUCAGUAACGUGGAUGUAAGCACUGGAAUAGAAGCAGGUCAGAUAGAAAAUUCAAGUAGGCAAUUUUAGGUAAUUACAGUAUUGUAUGAUAAGGCACAGAAUAGUCUAUAAUCCUAGGCUGCUAAUUUUCCUCUGCAGUUAAUAUGGCAGUCUGCUCUCCUCCAGAGGUCAACUGACAAGGCUAAAGUUAAGUUCUGUACUUUUUUCCUUACAGAGAGAAGGUUUUAAAUGUAACUUAGUAGCCAUAAGAGUAAAAUGUUACAUUUUCAAGACAUUGUGCAUGCUUUGGAUUAAAUGGCAAAAUUCCAAAGGUAAGCAGAAACAAGCGUUCAGCUCUGAAAUGGAUAUAACAAAAUUAAAUUUUUUUUUGCUGCUUGCUUCAAGGUAUGCAUCCAUCCAGUUCAUUAGCUGUAUGUCUGUGCACAGAUUUUACAGUGAACACAUUUACAGUAAUGAUACAAAACUACUCUAGUAUUACAAGGUUUCUUACAUAUUAGUAGGUUUAUACCCAUUUUUUCCUGGUGGCUGCUUGUGAUGUGUAUCUUGUAAAAAGGGCAACAGGGAUGCUCUGAUAUUGUUUGGAUAGUGAAACAGAUACAGUAACCAUUUGUAUACAGGCCUGUCAAAGGCAUGUAUUUUGCUUUUGUAACUUGUGAAUUUAAAAUUUUGCUUAAAUGAAAUGAGCAGCUAUAAAUGACCAUGGCUUGAGAAACCAUAUUUGCUUUAAAACAGUCAGGUAAAUAGUAUGUUUCAGGAUCAGCCAAUUUUUCUGUUAAGUUUCAGUGGUACCAAAACAGCUUUUAUUAGAAUUAGACUGAGUCUGACCAUUUUUAUAUCUGUGGCUGAUUAUUUCAGUUUACCUUAAAGAAAAAUAGAAAUAUUUUUCAUUUUAGAACUUUAAAACAAUGACCUUUACAUAAUUUAGUAUGUUUUCAACAGCUUUCCAAAACUCAUAGUUCAUAUUAUGACAUCUUUACGCAUAUUUGCCAAUAUGUCUCCCUUUAGUGGACUGCUUCCUAUGAUAAAAUAAGUGUCUAAUAUGUUACUGUUCUGUCUGCUGGCCAACAAGUAAAAAGAACAGGAAAUUGACAGUAAUCUAUCCCACCCCUUCUACUGUCACAGUUUGUGACUUGUAGGAUAAACAAGACAAAAUAGAAACAAUAAUUUUGCAUGGCUUAGUUGUUUGUUUGUUUCUUUCGGCUUUUCCCGAUUAGGGGUCACCACAGCGGAACUCCGGU